Molecule: messenger RNA, 503 nt
Organism: Acipenser ruthenus (sterlet)
Lineage: Eukaryota; Metazoa; Chordata; Actinopteri; Acipenseriformes; Acipenseridae
Gene: uqcrb
Product: cytochrome b-c1 complex subunit 7
Exons: 4
Coding region: 100-435 (111 amino acids)
Biological process (GO): mitochondrial electron transport, ubiquinol to cytochrome c
Source: RefSeq, a predicted model, not a curated record
AUCUGACAGUGUUCCAGAAUGCAUUCGGAACACGACGUCAUAUGAUAAUAUGACGAUUUCCUUUACCCAGAAUCGAUCUCAAGAACAUUUGCAGUAAAGAUGGCGGCGAGGGCACCAGUGUCAGCGACAGGCCGAUUGUUGUCUGGUUUACGGAAGUGGUACUACAAUGCUGCAGGCUUCAACAAGCUUGGACUGAUGCGAGAUGACACUAUGUAUGAGGAUGAUGAUGUGAAAGAGGCUUUGAAGAGGCUCCCAGAGCCCGUGUACAAUGACAGAAUGUUCCGUAUCAAGAGAGCACUUGACUUGUCUAUGAAACAGCAGGUCCUGCCCAAAGAUCAGUGGACAAAAUACGAAGAGGAUGAUAACUACCUAACACCUUAUGUAAAGGAGGUGGUUUGUGAAAAGAAGGAGAUGGCAGAAUGGAAUAAGAAGUGAAGCAAACCAGGCGUGUGUUCUGUGUUUUCUCAUUUAAUGUAUGUCAAAUAAAAUGUAACAAUCUGGAA